AAUUGAGAUCCCUUCUUUCAAUAUUACUUCCUCUUGCUGUCAUAAUGAUUGCUAUGGCUAGCCUGUCAAGGUUACACAUGAGCUGAUUUGGUUCUUGUUUUACUAGUAAGUGGUUGCUUAAGAUCUUAAACUAUCCUUCCACGAGGAAGAUACCAUAGCCUCUGCUAGCCUAAUCUGUCAAGGAGGCCUGCCUCUGCAGUUCACAUUCUUCACAAGCCUUCCUUCAGACUAGUGUUCGUACUUCGAGUUCCAUGGUUCAGAUGUCUAUACAGAGGGCUGCAACCCUUUCACCUCGUUGUUCCUUAUCCUUUCCAUUUGAUUGUGUGGGUGGUACAAGUAGAAGAUUGGCCCCAUCUAGAUCCCAGUGUUCAUGUUUUGCCUAUAGUGAAAGACUAUCUCCAAAUGUUCUGAAGACCAACAGAGUCAUUGAUCCCUCUGAACCAAAGAUUUUGGAUGCGAGUUCUUCUGCUUCAAGAACUGGACAAUAUAGCGCAGCUAAUCAUCUAUCAGGCACAAUUGGAGUAAUGGGAACAUCUGCCCCUUCCUCUCUUAGAUUCUUAGAGAAGCUUGUGCAUUGGAGUACCCGAGAUGGAGAAGAGAUACCUCCCUUUGUCAUGUGUCAUGAUCCACUCAUCAAGAAAGAGGUCAUGUCAUCUCAAAAUUCUCAGUUCCCUUCAGACUGUAACACUGCUCUUGGGAAGUUAAGGCAGAGAAGGCUCCUCUUGGAGCAAUCUGGAGUAUGCUGCAUUGUCAUGCCAUGCAAUUCCUUACAUGCCUACCAUUAUGAAAUUUCACAAGGUUGCUCUACACCUUUCCUCCAUAUUGGUGAUUGUGUUGUAAAGGAACUCAAAUCUGCAAACUUAAAACCUGUCGAGUAUGGAAGUAAUGUUCGUGUCGGAAUUCUAAGUACAGACAAUACAUUGGAUGCGAAGUGUUAUCUAAAUAAGCUGGAGAGCCAGGGUUUUGAGGUACUUCUUCCAGAUAAAGAUUCAUUGGAGCACACAGUGUUACCAGCCAUCAGCUCUUUUAGGAGAGGGGACAUGGAAGGUGCGAGAAAUCUAUUGCGAAUAUCACUCCAAAUUAUGUUCGUGAGGGCUGUGAAUACAAUUAUCCUUGCAUCUGAUAACUUUUUUGGUAUAUUACCUGAUGAUGACCCACUUCUCAAGAAAUGCAUAGACCCAAUGGAUGCUUUGGUUAGAGAGACCAUCGCGUGCGCAAGAACAGAUAGCCUGAGACCAUGAUAUCCUUCAAAGUGAUACUGGCUCCUUGUACAGUUUGCAAGUAGUAGCUAUUUUCAUUUUUAUGUCCGGUGAACAUACAUGUAAAUUUUAGGAUUAGAGAAGAAUCCAUUAUUCAUCAAGUCAAUAUCACGAAUAGUACAUAAUGCAUUAUGCAUUUGUGAUCUGGGUAUGCAUUAUGCCUUGCUGCUAAGUCAAGAAAGAUGCCGAGUCCAUUUGCGAGUUUUGAUUUUGUCAGAUGUGUUUGUGGCCUGGCUACACCAGGGAAAAAAUUCAAACAAGAAUCUUGAAAUCAAAUAGGUGAUGUGGAUGUUUCACUGGAUCAGGCUGUAGAUAGAACAAAUGAAGACAUCGUCGAAUCUUAACUGCACAGAAGGAGCACCUAUCCUUUUCAGAUAAGUAGCAACUUCAUUGACAUCUAAGAUCAUUGCUAUUCAGUUUACAUCUUGGUUUUGUCAAAAAUAUAUCCCCAUCAGAAAGAUUGUAGCCUCAUGCUCUGCCAAAUACUUCUGCAACUUCUCCUACAACAGGUGCAAACUCUGCAGAACACUCAUUCAGACAGAAAACCUACCAGUGCCACCUUGCAACCGUCAGUGUGUUCAGUUCAGAGCCUGCAUAGCAACACAGUUACCAGAGUGUAUUUUUUCAGAAGUUGUAACAGAAGAGAUGAUGCUUCCAUUUUGACUUGGGAAAGCUAAGCUGAGUGGGCCUGUUCACUGGUAUUCCAGAGAAUCUGCUGAUUGGUGUGGAAGGCGAGGGGCUUGAAUGUUCUGUGCACAGGUGGGAUUGCAAAAGGUGUGCACAAUGAGUGAGCAAAUGAUUCAGGCUGUCUGCAGAGCCCUUCACCAAACAAGUGGCUACCCUUUCUCCCAUGCAGGAACCAGGGACAAAGAGACAAUGCAACUCCAACUGGGCUACUCUCUGUUCAGUGUAAGCAAGGCACCAAUGCUACUAACCCAAGAUUGAUCAUAUCAUAUCCCUGUGCUAAACAAUACUAAAUAAACAACUGCAGCACCAUGCUGUUAUGUUGUGAUAUAUGUGUAGAUAUUCAGAUAUGGCUUUGUUUCUUCAGUCGUCGCGGUCAGGAUAUUUAUUCCAUUAUCUUAAAAGAAAAAUACUUGCUACAUACAUGUUCAGAUGUUCUGAUGCUUCAUGACCGAUCAAGCUCUUUCCUUUCUCCUCUUCACAAAAGGGAAGAAAAGAUGUGUGUGAUCUUCCC
Molecule: messenger RNA, 2457 nt
Organism: Oryza brachyantha (malo sina)
Lineage: Eukaryota; Viridiplantae; Streptophyta; Magnoliopsida; Poales; Poaceae
Exons: 3
Coding region: 252-1241 (329 amino acids)
Source: RefSeq, a predicted model, not a curated record